CUGGAAAGCGUUUUUGUUUAUAAACUUGUAAAUUUUCUCAACUAGUAGUUUCUUUUAAAAAUUUGUUAAGACGACAGAAAUAAUGUCAAACAACAGAAACACAAUAAAAAAUACAUUAAAUUUAUAUUUAAAACAGAAAAACUAUCCGAUAAAUGAUCGAUUUCGAAAGAGUGACUUGGUGCUGACACAGUCAAAAGAGGAAUUUCUGAUGGACCUCAAAUUACGAAAUGAAAUUUCGCGAACGAAUUCGUUUACAUUUUCAAACAUAUCCAGUCUCAAUGGAAGUCAGAAUCCCGUUGAUCAACAGAUGUCUAAAUUAGUAAAAUUUAUUCAGUGCCAGAAAAGUAAUAUUGUUCGUAGAGAGCUUGAGACGCUCCUUCCCCCACUCGUUUGUCAUUUGUUCAUUGAAAUGCUCAAGGGAAAAGAGUGGCGACCAGCUCAUGAAUUUUUGAGAAAAUAUGCAUCACUUGUAGGGACAAUACAAGAUCCUCCUUUUCAAAAAGUCAAUGGUAGUGAUCCUAGCUCAUUAGCGCCUCAACAAAUUAACUUCACAACUCAUCAAUCACAACAACAUUCGUUUCAAAGACUUCCAAGUACAUCAAAGCAACCGCCAAAGCUAACUCAACUUAAUAUUGAGGAGCAGAAGCUUACUGUCUUCAGAGAACUCAUCACAAAUUUAUCAACCGUGAAACGACUGGAAGAUGUAAGGGAAAAUAAAGUCCGAUCGAUAAUAAACUUUCGUUCAUGUAAAUACAAGACCAAAAUCGCUUUAAAAACUCUCACAACACUCAACAAAUAUCUCUCAAAACACGGUCAUGUACUGAUUAUUCAAAUUCUUCAUGUUUGGUUCAAUAUGGAUUUAUAUGAACUGCAUGAAGAAUCAAACGACGACAGUUCAUCUUCCUCAUCUGAUUGUACAAUCACAAAUCACUUUGACUAUUUGGAUGUCGAUCGACAUAAUAAAGUCGAUCGUUUUAGUGAUCCAUCGCAUUGUGAUAAUCCAAAAGAUAUUAAGUUUAGUUCUAAAACAAGGUUUCAUCAUAGUGAUUAUGAUGCACCACCACCAAUGACUGCUGCCAGCGAUGAUAUUGAUGACACAAUGUUCGGUAGUAAUAAUAAAAUUAAAAGACUGCGAGAAUGCCUGCAUCGUGUUGAUAGUAAAUAUCAUAAACCGAUUAGAAUUUUUAAUAUAAAUUACACAGAAAAUAGCUUAUGCACAGCAUCUGUGGAUAGAAAAUUAUGUCAUAUGGCAGCCGGCUUUGAGGACUCGACAGUCCUACUCUGGUCACUUAAUGGAUAUGAAAAUUAUGGACGUAAACCUUACCAAUCAUUUGAUGAUCGACUUUGUCAGUGGUCGAUAAAUAACUGCAAUCGAAUUCUAACAGAUGAUCUCAGCGAUUAUGAGUGCGAUGAUGAUGUGAUGACAAACUUAAGUGACACUUAUCACCAGGACGAGACUGAUCAAGACAAAUGCUCAACAAGUAGUUCAACUAGAAAUGUUCACAAUCAAUUAAGAUUACCUCGAAGACAGAAAGUUGGAAACAAAUACAGGAGAAGUGCAAGCAUUCGUCAACAGUGGGAAGAUUACUCAGCGAAAAGUUGUAGUGAAAAUAAUUUUUCCACUGAUUCACAAAGCAUUGUUCUUCGAGGUCAUCGAAAUGCUGUCACUGAUGUUAUGUUUGGUCGUAAAGAUGACGUUCUGUUAAGUGUUUCAAGAGAUAAAACACUUCGUCUUUGGAAAGCUGAUGCUUAUACUUGUGCAUGUGUUUAUCGUGGUCACGAAUAUCCAAUUUGGUGCAUCGAUGAAAAUUCAAAUGGCUGCUACGCAGCAACAGGUUCUCGUGAUACAACUGCUCGUCUCUGGUCUUAUGAAAGAAAAUUUCCUGUUAAAGUUUAUGCUGGUCAUACUCAAGAUGUCGAUUGCAUCGCAUUUCAUCCAAACGGCAACUAUUUUGCCACUGGAUCAACUGACACGACAAUACGAAUGUGGUGCGUGACGACAGGAAAGCUUUUAAGAAUUUUUACUGAAUGUCAUUUGCCUGUCAAUUCAAUCAGCUUUAGUCCUGAUGGGAAACUUUUGGCAGCUGCUGGUGAUGAGACAAAAAUUCGAGUCUUUGAUUUAGCAGCUGGUCAACAACUUAUUGAUCUUAAAAAUCACACAGCCUCGGUUAAGUCACUCAGUUGGAGUUCAAAUAGCAAAAAAUUAAUGUCAGGUUGUGCUGAUGGAUCUUUCUAUAUUUGGAAUAUUAAUAAUUUAGGAUCGAGUUCACUCAACUCGUCAAGUAGCAACACAAAGGAUACAAAAUCAUCACCAGCUUUAGCUGGGCCAUCAAACUCAAAAUAUUCAACAACAACCACCGGUGAAUCAUCAAAAACAUCGUCAACUCCAUCAAGUAGUAGUAAUACUUCAUCAAUAUCAUCAUCUCUUGUCCAAUCAAACUCGACUGGCUGCAAACGAAUCGUAAAAGUAUUUUUCCAUGGCCCCGAUGAGCUCGUACAUGCCAUCGGAAACGACUGAUAACACGUUGGAUAUCAUUUUGAUGCAAGAAGACGAGCCUAAGCAACAGCAAAAGUCAUAAAUUAACAAAAGAAAAAAAAUAUUACAGAAAAAUGUUCAAGAAAAUUUAAAUGAAAAAAUGUUUAAGUUAAAGUUUUCAUGUUUUUUUUUCUUCUCAUUGAAUUUUGAGAAGGGAAAGUUUGACAGGAAUAAUAUUUAUUUUUAACUCGCCGAUUAUUUUUAUUUGUUCGCAUGAAAAAAAACCAAACAAUACAAUGUUGUAAAUUUAAUUAAUUAACUUAAAAAAAGGAAUAAUAAGAGAAGAAGGAAAAUAAAACCGAUGAGAUUUGUUAACAAAAAAUGCUUGAUUUUAAUUAGCAGAACGAAAUGAAUUAGGUAGUUUUGAAAAAAAGGAAAUGUUAAAAUAUU
Clunio marinus is the source of this 2926-nucleotide messenger RNA. Lineage: Eukaryota; Metazoa; Arthropoda; Insecta; Diptera; Chironomidae. The record is from the annotation of a GenBank genome assembly.